Messenger RNA from Desarmillaria tabescens, 3756 nucleotides. RefSeq lists its product as uncharacterized. Gene Ontology annotation, molecular function: guanyl-nucleotide exchange factor activity. The transcript is spliced from 15 exons. The record is from RefSeq and is a predicted model, not a curated record. Bases 1 to 3756 code for a protein of 1251 amino acids. Lineage: Eukaryota; Fungi; Basidiomycota; Agaricomycetes; Agaricales; Physalacriaceae. Gene Ontology annotation, cellular component: cytoplasm.
AUGGCACUCAGCACAUCACCUCGCAAGGUGAUACCCCUUGCCACUGGCGACGAGACAAGGCAUCGACAAGAGCCUAUUAGCCCCGGACUGUCAACAAAGCGCGUAUUUUUCUGCGGAGUGGUCGUCGAAGGUUCAGAAAGCGGAAGGAGACUGCCCGAAGAUGCGAAUAUUUUAUCAUCUGAGGGAGAUGGACAGGCAAGUGACUCGAAUGGUAUGCCCCGGAAACGCGCACUCACAGAUUCGUCGGCUCUCUCUGCUGUUAUUAGCGAACUGGUUUCUACCGAGAAAUCCUAUGUUAGGCGCCUUCAGAUACUCAAGAAUGACUACGCCGAUCCAUUACGGAACUUUGCAAAGAGCAAGAGCACCGCCAUCCUUCCUGCGUAUGAAGCGAAAACGCUUUUUGGCAAUAUUGAUAAUCUUCUGCCUGUUAACGAAGCCUUCCUUACGGACCUCGAGAAGAUGAUGGCUCCAAAUGGACCCAAAACUGUUGGCGGUGUGGGCGAUGUGGCACUCCGUCAUUUCAAGCAGCUUAGAGGGUUUGAACAGUACAAGCAGUACUACGUGAAAAGGGAGGACGCGCAGAUGAUAUUUGAGAGGGAGGUUUCACGAAGAUCAUCGCCCUUCGCGGCCUACAUCGAUCGAAUAAAAUAUCAGUCAGCGGACACGAAAAACCGUGUUGGACUUCGAGAACUUCUCAUGGACCCUGUUCAACGGAUACCUAGGUAUACGCUGAUGUUCCGCAUCAUGAUCAAGCAUAUGUCACCUAGUGACCCACAGCGAGCGAAGCUCAUAGAGGCUGACGAGAUCGCUAGCAAAAUUGCUUUGGCAGAAACGGAUGAACAAACAAAGCGCGCGUCAAUAUUCUAUUGUUUGAGCUCAAAUAUCCACGAAUUCCCACCCGAUUUAUUCUCUAACUCUCGCCGCUUCAUCGAUUGCAUAGAUGUUGAGGAUGUCGUUUCAGACACCCCUAGUUCAUCAUCGGCAUCCGUUGCCAAUUUAUCAGCGGUGUCCUUGCAUUGUUCUCUUAUUUUGUUCGAUGACAAAUUGCUGAUAGUCAAGCGGCCUGGUAACGGAGAGAAAGGGUGUCGUGUACUAGCAGGUUUGGAUGACUUGGACAAGGUCACCAAAGCUAGUGGAAUGGGAAAUGGGAGAAGGAAGAAUGGUAUGACUUGCAAGGGGGUUGUUGAUAUUACUGAAGUUGCUGCGGCCGAUGUUGGGGGCGCUGAUUUUCAUUUAUACUUGGAAAAUCCUCCUCAAGAUCAAACUGAUCGCUGGUCCAAUCGCCCCCUUCGUUGUUUGUCUGUUGUACACUCACCGUCCUCUGUCAACCUUGUCCCAUCAUCUACUGAAAGCGACAAGGCUCGCUUCUUAGAAAAUUUGUGGAACGCCCAAGCCAAGUACCGGGCUAGGGCUGGCCAGUCUGUGGUGCUUCGUUCCAAUGAGAUUGAGGUCGAUUCGAAGAGUACAAAAACCACGGUGGCCAGAACAUAUUAUAAUGUGUAUCAACGGAAGGCUUUCCUUCAGGAGUUGAAGAAAACGAAAAUUGUUGUUCAUAUUGACGCUAACGGAUCUGCUGAUAGGCUCCCCUUUGGCAUUGGCAGUCCACCCUUUGCUAUCAUACGGUUACAGCCUCUUCCUGGUGGUGUAUGUCGAUACAAGGUAACAUCAAGUGAUCCUUCCGAUCAGGGAGAAGAAGAUAUUGUUCAGACUGCGCGUGUUCCUGAUCGUAUAAUUCUUACGAUCCAUCAAUAUGGUCUGUUCGAAUUCCGUUCAGGGAGGAAUUCAAGGCCUUCGACACCUACUGCACGUUCUAAGGCAUCUAUCUUCGGCCUGGAUGUUAUCUCUCGUAAUCUCUUCAAUUCCCGGCCAGCUUCGUCUGUUGGAGAUUUCUUCGCUGGUUCAAUUAACAGCCAUAGGCGCUCUAAAUCGACUACCAGUCAUUCAUCGACAUACACCCAUACUACAACGACAGGCGACGAUAGUAUAGGGAGAUUUUCGCAGCGAUCCACUACGACGCUGGCCACUUCCGUGGACGAUGAUUCCUUCCGUUCAAAAUCAUCUACCAAGCGCUCCAUCCGAAGAGGCAUGUCUCCAGCUAACUCUUUCGAACGAGGUUCGAGUAGGAGCCUGUCAAGAGCUUCUUCAUCUCGGUCAACGUCGAGGGGGGGCGACUCUGAUUACAGCGACCUUGAGGAUGAAGAUCCCUCUUUGAUGGACAACAUUCGCCACCUCGAUGCCUCAGAGCGCAAUUUGGUGUUGCAGCUAAGAUUGGCUAGGAAGAAUAGCAAGAACCAGAAUGAGAGGCAGUCAGCGGUACCUCUGGUCACACCCUCCGAAGAAGCGAUCUAUGAAGAAGAGCCCCCUCAGCCUGAUCCAAUACCGAAAAUCCUCGCCAGUCACGAUCUCUUCAUGUCGCUGAGAAUCGCCCUAUGGGUCCUAGAAGCCCAUCUCCAUUACCUCCCUCUAAAAGCCGCCCUCCUUCUCCCUAGUUUAUCCAGAGAAACCGAUUCCGACUCAGGCUCAUCUUGUCCUUCGACACCUUCUCGUUCCACAGGAAUUCCCCGUAGUAGGCGCCAACCAUUUUAUCCGACAGGAAACACCGAUGCAACUCCGAGACCGCAUAGUAAUCAAACCUCCGUGGUUGAACCACUCUCCAUUAAGAAGAAACCUCUCGCCCGUUCGGCUACUAAUGCGACGACAACAACAACGCACUCCACAUCUACAGCGACGCGCUCGGCAACAUACUCGGACUCAGGCCACUCAAGUCAUUCUAGUCACUCGAGGCCUUCUAGUAGCUCAAGUGCAUCGUCAUCAAAUCACUCCAGCUACCCAAGCAACGAAAUAAAUACGACGCCUGUUGCACCCACGCGCAAGACUCACGGAUCUCCAUUGUCUAGAUCACAUGCAAGAAGGACGUCUCCUAGACGAACUGCUACUCAAAUCCGUGCCCCGACUCCUGCCAUGUCCGAUGGUUUGCAGGGCGUCGACAUGGACGAGGUACUAAAAAUGUCUUGUGUGACGAAAGAAGACCUCAUCGUGCGGUCAAGCGAAUCAAACUUGAAGUUGAGAACCUUCGUUCUGCAACAGCCAAAGCGCGACGGAGAGUCCAUCUCAAGGCCUUCGUCACCUGUGAAAGGCUUUUCUACGCCCCAGCGUCCUCCUCCAUUGACAAAGGCAGCCCAGGAACGUUUGAAUGAGAUGCGUACGUUAAUAAGUCAACGUACUGGCGACAACACGCCAGUAAAUCGCGCUCGGAAUAGUGUCUUCGAUACGCCUUUCCGAUCUGCCACUCCCGUAGCUGAUAAUAGUCUCAGUUUCAAUACUCUGGAUUCGCUAAUAUCAGAUGCCGAGGGAAGUCUUUCGCGAGGAAUCUCCAAUUGUGAAAACUUGAAGGCAUCCCUUGACGAGGUGCCUUCUGUACUGGCAGAGAAAACCAGGGAACUUGAGAAGUCCAAAGUCGAAGCACAGAAUAUACGGCGGCAAUGCGAGGUUAUGAAGAGUUUACUGGACGAUGCCACAACAGAGAGAGAGAUUCUGUAUGAGGCUUUCAAUGAAGAGUUGGAUGGUAUGUUUAAUGAUGUCAACCUUCCUGAAGACGAAGCUUGGAUAGCUAUGUCGAACGAUCUCCGGAAAACGAAGGAAGCAAGAAACGCCUUGUCAAAAGAGAAUUCGUAUCUCAAGAGACAAUUGGCGGAGGCCGAGCUGAAGCAAGAAGAAUGGGCGACUUUGUUGCGCAGUCACGGUCUGAUACCUUAG